Molecule: messenger RNA, 1784 nt
Organism: Cyprinodon variegatus (sheepshead minnow)
Lineage: Eukaryota; Metazoa; Chordata; Actinopteri; Cyprinodontiformes; Cyprinodontidae
Product: sodium channel subunit beta-1-like
Exons: 4
Coding region: 863-1372 (169 amino acids)
Biological process (GO): cardiac muscle cell action potential involved in contraction; regulation of heart rate by cardiac conduction; sodium ion transport
Cellular component (GO): voltage-gated sodium channel complex
Molecular function (GO): sodium channel regulator activity
Source: RefSeq, a predicted model, not a curated record
CCCUCCAUAAAGAACCUAAAAGCAGCCGCUCUCUCAGGUGAGACAUCUUUCCCUUCAUUCAAGGUCAUCAUUUGGAGCCUCGCGGCGGCUUCGUGUCCCACCUGAGCUCGUGUCAUUCCGGAUUUAAAAAAAAAAUACAAGCACGCGCAUCCGUCUUGUUUCAUCACCUGCUCGCGCGCACGGCGGCCGAUUUUUACCGCAGUGCAUCCGCAGCAUCCCGCGCUGCCGCUGUGGCGUCAGAGACUAAAGCCUCCGAUCCGAGAGGAGAAGCCCUCCGAGCGGCUUCCUGCCUGCCUUCCUACCCGGCCUGCCUGCCUUCCUGCCCGGCCUGCCUGCGAUGCCCGUGCGGCGGAGCUUCCAGCAGCAGGGGGUCAUCAGAUAGGAGCGCGCGCCUUCAGCUGCCAUCGGAGGGAGGGACACCGUGUCUGGGCUUCUCUUCUUCCAGAGCUGCAGGCCUUUAAGCACAGCUGCGGGUUUUUUCCUGAUCGUUCCCACCAGAGCAGCCUGCGGUCUGAGUUCUGUAUUUAACCCGGUAGCAUCACACUGGUAGCCAUCAGAGAGCUUUAUCUGAUCCGUUUAUGCAUUAGCAUGUGAGUGUUGCAGAGUAAUCAGUAGCUGUUGCAUGUUGCACAUUUAAAGAUCCAUCUCUUUGGCUCUAAUGACCCUCUGAGACCUCAGGGACAACACAGCUCAGGGUGUGGAUGUGGAGGACACUGUGAGGCUGCAGAUAUCCGGAGAGAUCCGCUUGGAAGGAAGAGUCCUCAGGCUGGACUGCAGACCCAGAGCUGAGCCCUAAGCAGCAAUAAUCUUAGUCCUACAGCAGUCAGCAGAUCCAGGUUAGAAGUGCUGAGUUAGUGACAGCAUGGCCCCUGUAGCCCCCCUGCUGCUCCUCUCUCUGCUCUGCGGCCUGUUUGUGGACCGCGGUGAAGGCGCCUGUGCAGAGGUGGACUCCGACACGGAGGCGGUGGCGGGCAGAGGUUUCAAACUGGGCUGCAUUUCCUGCAAAAAGAGAAGCGAGGUGCAGGCAUCUGCCACCGUGGAGUGGUUCUUCAGUCCGACUGGGGAAUCUGACUUUAAACCGAUCUACACCUACAAUGAGAACGGCCCCUCUAUCGAGCACGAUCAGUUCAUGGACCGCAUCGACUGGAACGGCAGCAAGAGAAGCAACGACAUCCAGGAUGCUUCCAUCUACCUGUUCAACGUCACCUUCAACGACUCGGGCACCUACCAGUGCUUCCUGUACCGCACCCUCAUCUAUACCAACGACGAGUACCACGACGAUAUCAACAAGGUGGUGCACCUGACCGUGGUGGCCAAAGGUACGAUGUACGACGCCGUCAUGAAGCGUUCAGCUUCCGUUGGCGCUCUGUGACGCUCUAGAUCUAGAUCUCUUAAACAGGAUCAUGUUGGGGGCCAUUUACAGAGUUUUGAUGGCCCCCAGCGACGACUGAAGAAUGUUGGAAACCUUGGGCCUGAUGCAACAACAUCUUCUUAUUCUUAUCGUAAAUUUCUCUUUUCUCCUACAGUGGGUUUUUAAGAAUACGACGCGAAAGAUUUAACAAACAAUCCUCCUAAACGUGAUGCAGUCCGCCUGUGCUUAAGAGAGCACGCCAUCCUGACAAACGUAAAUCUGCAUAAUUACCGCGCAGAUACUGCCUUAUAAGCAGAGAUGGCAAAAGUACUCACUUUCCGUACUUGAGUAAAAGUACAGAUACUUGAGUUAAAAAAUGCUCUGGUAAAAGUGGAAGUACUGAUUAAACUUCUUUACUCAAGUAAAAGUAACA